CGUCUCAUCCAAGAUCUAAGCCCCAUCUAUAAAAGCCAAACCCAUCAUUUUUGAUUCCCAUCGCUCUCAAUUACUUUCGCUCUGUUAAAACCUUCCCUCUCUCAAACCUCGAAAUCCUUUCUUAACACAUCAAUGGCUCCAAAGGCAGAGAAAAAGCCGGCCGCAGAGAAGAAGGUCGCCGCCGAGAAGGCUCCGGCGGAGAAGAAGCCGAAGGCUGGGAAGAAGCUCCCCAAGGAGGCCGGCGCUGCUGCUGCCGGAGAGAAGAAGAAGAAGAGGCCGAAGAAGAGCAUCGAGACCUACAAGAUCUACAUCUUCAAGGUCCUGAAGCAGGUCCAUCCAGACAUCGGGAUCUCCAGCAAGGCGAUGGUGAUCAUGAACAGUUUCAUCAACGACAUCUUCGAGAAGCUCGCUCAGGAGGCCUCCAGAUUGGCCCGCUACAAUAAGAAGCCUACGAUCACUUCCAGGGAGAUCCAGACUGCCGUGAGGCUUGUUCUUCCCGGCGAAUUGGCCAAACACGCCGUGUCUGAGGGAACCAAGGCUGUGACGAAGUUUACCAGCUCUUGAAUAAUCAAUUUGAUCUGUUUUUAUCUAGGGUUUACCAAUCGGGCAAUGAGAAUGUCAAUUAGGAUGAUUAGUAGUUACUGCUUUGCUUUUUUGUGAUUAUUACAUGUUUUGAUUAUCUAUGAAUGGAAUCCUUCUCUGUUCUUCGUCUCCAUUUUCAACACCAUUCUCUGUGCUGAUUUUGAUUAUUAGCAGCUUUAUUUUCUACCUUAUGAAAUAGGCACUCCGAUUUUGCUUAAAUGAUGUCUAGAUUUUAGACUUUAAUGAAUUAAUGUUUGUCUA
Molecule: messenger RNA, 843 nt
Organism: Cuscuta campestris
Lineage: Eukaryota; Viridiplantae; Streptophyta; Magnoliopsida; Solanales; Convolvulaceae
Source: the annotation of a GenBank genome assembly